GAGUUUCAAAUAGCUGAUCAGAAAAUAGUUCAUUUUUCCAUUCACUUUAGCUCUCAGUAUACUGCUAAUUCUUCAUAGUUGCCUUCUAUCCCGAGUUACCUGAAUCUAUCAACUCGUACGCGAAUGCGCAAGCGCAAAAAAAAAAAAAAAAAAAAACUUCAGUGGCGUGAAGCUCCUCCGUCAGUAACAUUUUGCUGGGUGAAGAGCGACGUUUCAGGAUUUAAAUGGGGAUUUAACAACGGAACUCGUCUGGGGUUAUCGCAUUAGAAAAGAGCAGUGUGAACAGCAGUACUAGCGACACUGUCGACACGGGAAAAAAUAUUAUUAGGGGAAAUACCACUCGUGUUAGAAGUUUGCCUUUCUCUGACGCGGAAGCUAACUGGCUAACGUGAUUAGCAAGGGGCGAGAAAAGUCUUCGGACGAUUUGUCAACACCACAACGAGGCACGCUAAGGAACAAGCAACCGCUUUAAGAUGUCCUUGUUAUGAAAGAAAACUGAGUCGCUAGCACCCAAACCCGCAGCCGAUCUUCCCUGCUGGGCUACAGUUGGCCAUGGGGCCAAUUUUGAGUUAGAACGCUUGGAAGCAGCGUGCGUCCCCACCAACCAUGGGAGGAUGUGUGGGAAGAUACUGGGAACGGUGGGAUGACACACAGAGCAGAGGCUCGUCCAGGAACGGUGGCCGAGGAGGUCGUAAUGAACCACUGAAGAAAGAUCGACCCAAGUGGAAGAGCGACUAUCCGAUGACUGAGGGCCAGCUGCGGAGCAAGCGUGACGAGUUUUGGGACACGGCGCCCGCAUUUGAUGGCCGGAAGGAGAUCUGGGAUGCCCUGAAAGCUGCAGCAGUGGCUCUGGAGUGUAAUGACCACGAGCUGGCCCAAGCCAUCGUAGACGGAGCUAGCAUCACCCUACCGCACGGUACACUGACAGAGUGUUACGACGAACUGGGGAAUCGCUACCAGCUGCCCGUCUACUGCCUCGCUCCACCUGUCAAUCUAAUUUCAGAGCGCAGCGACGACGACCACAGCGACAGCCCCCAACCUCCUGUGGCGCCAAAGAAGGAAUUUCAGAUGAAGGUGCGCCUGUCCACAGGAAAGGACCUACGCCUAAGUGCCAGCAUGAUGGACACUAUUGGUCAGCUGAAGAAGCAGCUGCACGCCCAGGAAGACAUUGAGGCCGCUCAUCAGCGCUGGUUCUUCUCGGGAAAACUCCUCACAGAUAAGACGCGACUGCAGGACACCAAGAUCCAGAAGGACUUUGUCAUUCAAGUUAUUAUCAACCCUCAGGCUCUCCCCAAGGUGUCACCCACAACCACAAUCACCACCACCCCUGUAUCCGAAUAGCUGAGGUUAAAGCCAAAGGACCUAAAGCAGAAUAGAGCAUUUUAUUCUUCAAAAUGGAUGAAGGCACCACUACGUAUGCAAAGCCUCUCUGCCUUUGCCAUUUUAUUUCAACAAAUGCUUGCCCGGUCCCAAUGGGGAGAAGGUGAGGAGGUGUUUGCGUGGGCAUCACUGAACUUUUUAAAGACACUGCGAUCCUGCUUCUUUCUCUGGGGAAGACCGAAAGCAGGAUGGUAAUCUAAUAUUCUCUUAUAUAGUGGAAAUUAUGUUAAUGGAGCGUUUUGCACAUUUUAAGAAACUCGUAGGGGUUUGUGUGCCUUCGACAAGACAAAACAAAAAGGGCUCAUGUCCACAUGGAUAAAUUAAUCGCUAGGCUAGCCCUGUUAAAAACUGAGCUCAAUCCAAGCUAAACUGUCUUUUCUUUUUUUUUUUUAUGUGUGCAUGGAUGUGUGUGUGUGUGUGUGUGUGUGUGGUGUGUGUGUGUGUGUGUGUGCGUGUGCAGGAAUAUUAUCACCCUCACAUGAUUUCAGAUUUUCAGGAACCGCAGUAGCUUCUUCAGGAAAUUAAGAAUUCCUAUCCAACUAGGAUACGUCUGCUAUUGAUGCUACCAAGGCCUUUCUUUUCUUUGAAAUGUUUUUCUCCCCACCCAAAGAAUAUCAGUCUCAUAACCAGUUGUCCUUGUGACCCAGUUCAAACAGUUUUUAUUGCUUGUCCUUGACAAGGACACCGCCUUUUUUUCUUUUUUUUUUUUUAUUAGUGGGAAUCUUUGGACUGAAGGGAUGGGAUAACUAGGGAUUGGCUUUUGACGUAGUCCCUGUAACCAACAGGGAACAUAAAUCAUCUUUUUUUUUUCCAAACGGGAUUGGAUAAGAUUCUUUUGUAAUUAGUUUAAUUAAUCCAAAAAUAUUGUAAAUCCUGUAGUGUUAGGAUAUAAUAUUGAACCCAUAUUGCACACUCAAAAUGUUUAUAUUUAGUGGAGAGGUCUUAUAUAUGACCUUUAAAAAUAUUUUUAUUAAAGUCUUAAAUUGGGACUCCAUCCUUAUUCUUUACUACCCAAACCCAAAUGGGCUCACGGGUGAGGAAGCGCCUAAGCCCUGUUGACUUGACCUAGUCUGGUUGCCAGCUAGUCUCAGUAAAUAGGGAUUCUAGGAGAGUUUGUAGUAGAUGUCUGUCAACCAACCACAGCUGCCAUUUUGUUAUGUACUCCAUUUUUACUAUGUGGCUUCAACACGCAACUACUCAGCUCCACUCAGUCUCUUUAUGCUCAUCCCUAGAGUGGGCCAACGGUCCUCUCGUUUUCUAUGGGACUCUCAACUCGUCCUCAACUGGCAAAAGAGCUGUUCAAAAGACCAGGACUACACAAGAGUAGCAACUCUAGGAAAAAAAAAUUUUUUGAUUGCACAGUGCUUUCCCUUUACUGCUAACAGUAUGGUUCCUUACAUACUGUACCACUGCACAUUUCGAGUUUGUUUUGUCUCCGUGGCAAACCUUCCUGUUUGCCGGAGCCAAGAAAAUAAAUGCAGUGAAAAACUUUAUAGCUAUUAAAUAGCCAUCAGGUAAUUUUUUUCAAGCUGGAAAAAAAAAGCCCUGUAGCAAAAGUACAACUACACUUGAACUUAAAUCAGUCAGUGCAAUGCAGUGACUCAUCUUUUGUCUCAUGACUUGCCUUUUACACAAUGAGCCGCUGGUUGCUGUUGUUGGAUUGCAAUGCCUCAUUUAUAAAUCCACCACUUACAUGUUAUUUUUUUUAAAUAGUACAAUCAUGGAAAUGAAUUUUAACCACACCUCACUGUAGCAAGACUUCACUUCCUUUCGUAUUCAGCUUUGCAACUUUUUAGCCUGUGCUUUUUGCCGUGGGUAGGUUUCUUAUUUGUGUUAUGCACACUUAAAUACAUAUUUUCUCUAUGUGCAAUAAACCAUAGACAUAUGCCUCGGUGACCGUGGACUUGACAGAGCACCAGCUGUGUGUGUACGAGAGUUCUACAUCAGAACAGGCGCAGGCACAAACAACACUUCUAUGUGUGAAUCAGCAUCCACCUGUGUCAACUGUUUGUUCACCUUUGACACCUUGCAUACCAAGAUCAGAACUCUCACCUGGGAGCUCUUUUUUUUUUUUACAAUAUUAAAUAUUUUAAUUAUUA
Molecule: messenger RNA, 3479 nt
Organism: Syngnathoides biaculeatus (alligator pipefish)
Lineage: Eukaryota; Metazoa; Chordata; Actinopteri; Syngnathiformes; Syngnathidae
Gene: ubtd1b
Product: ubiquitin domain containing 1b
Exons: 5
Coding region: 607-1341 (244 amino acids)
Molecular function (GO): protein binding
Source: RefSeq, a predicted model, not a curated record